Molecule: messenger RNA, 758 nt
Organism: Colletotrichum navitas
Lineage: Eukaryota; Fungi; Ascomycota; Sordariomycetes; Glomerellales; Glomerellaceae
Exons: 2
Coding region: 172-642 (156 amino acids)
Source: RefSeq, a predicted model, not a curated record
GCUUAGCCUACCGCUUAGCUGGUCGAAGCUCGUGUUGCCGCCCCAUUUGCUGUGUUUGUUCGGCAGCCGCCAACUGCACUAGCAAACGCGGCAGUGCACUCAGCCCAUCAGGCCUUGCUUCGGCGUGCGAUUAGUGUGAGGGAUAGUCCCAUCUCGGGUCUACGUUGAGCCAUGUCUCGGCCCUUGGCUCCGUUCUUCAACGCAACAGCCAAUCUAUGGCCAGGACCGGCACACAGCAUGAGACUUUUCCUUGGUCGGUGUUAUUUGGGCAACAUGAGCGAAGUAGGUAGCACUUUCCGUGCACGGGUUCCCUCUCGGGAUGGAGCGCAGUGGUGCAUCCGUGGUCUUUGUCGCAUUCGAGGUCCGCUUGCGCUCAAUACCUGUCUUGCAGCAGCAUGCGGCGGUACAUCUGUCUGCCCGCGGCAGCGCGUGCGCCAGUUUCUUCGGGUAACCUCAUGCGAAACAGGUACAGAUCGGUGUACCAAUCCAGGUAACUGUCGAUUGAGGGACCUGGUGACGAUAGCGGCCCGUGUCAGAAAGGAUGCCUGUAAGCGCAGUACCAAAUGUUUCGGCGAUAGCACAUACAUAGAGAGUGUGUCCGUAUCCUUAAUCCCCCCUUCCAUCCUUCACUUCACCACAUAAGGCCUGCUCUCAUUCCUCUGAUGGGGCAGGGAUGAAACAAAACUGUUAAUCUUCCGAUGUCGAUGGGCCAGGAUGCAGCCCAUGCACCCAUCGCGGUGUACGUACGGGUACGUUGU